This is a messenger RNA of Hemicordylus capensis (graceful crag lizard), 3690 nucleotides long. RefSeq names its product poly(A) polymerase gamma (gene PAPOLG). The transcript has 22 exons. Gene Ontology annotation, molecular function: RNA binding; poly(A) RNA polymerase activity. Gene Ontology annotation, cellular component: nucleus. Lineage: Eukaryota; Metazoa; Chordata; Lepidosauria; Squamata; Cordylidae. Bases 85 to 2256 code for a protein of 723 amino acids. The record is from RefSeq and is a predicted model, not a curated record.
CCUUAUAUAGGGGCGGGGGAGGGGGCGUGGUUUGUUGUUGGUCCUGCGUGCGCGUUGGAAGCCUUGGAAGUGUGUGCAGAGCUCAUGCUGGCCGGGGCGAUGAAGGAGACGUGCGGCGGAAAUUUGUUGGAGAACCAGCCACAAAGGCAUUACGGGGUCACUUCUCCAAUCAGCUUGGCACCUCCAAGGGAAAGAGAUUACCUCUACACCCAGAAACUGACUGAAGCCUUGAAGCCUUUUGGUGUAUUUGAAAGUGAGGAAGAGCUGAAUUGCAGGUCUGCUGUUCUUGGUAAAUUAAAUAACUUGGUCAAGGAGUGGAUUGCAGAAGUUGGUGAAAAUAAGAACUUCCCAUCUUCAAGUUGUGGUGGCAAAAUAUUUACCUUUGGUUCCUAUCGGCUUGGAGUCCACACAAAAGGCGCUGAUAUAGAUACUCUCUGUGUUGCUCCUAGAUACGUGGAAAGAUCAGAUUUCUUCCAGUCAUUCUUUGAAAAACUAAAGCUCCAAGAUGGUAUCAGGAACUUGAGGGCAGUAGAAGAUGCAUAUGUACCAGUAAUCAAGUUUGAAUUUGAUGGUAUUGAGAUCGACCUCGUAUUUGCCAGGCUGGCCGUACAGACUAUUUCCGAUAACCUGGAUCUUCGGGACGACUCCCAUCUGAGGAGCCUCGACAUAAGAUGUAUUCGGAGCUUAAACGGUUGCAGAGUCACUGAUGAAAUACUUCAUUUGGUACCAAACAAGGAGAACUUCAGGCUGACUCUCAGAGCAAUUAAACUGUGGGCGAAACGACGUGGGAUUUAUUCCAAUGUGCUGGGAUUUCUUGGUGGUGUUUCUUGGGCCAUGUUGGUGGCAAGAACAUGUCAGUUGUUUCCAAAUGCCUUGGCUUCAACACUAGUUCACAAAUUCUUCGAAUUUUUUUCCACCUGGGCAUGGCCAAAUCCUGUCUUGCUGAAGCAACCUGAAGAAAGCAAUCUCAAUUUGCCAGUCUGGGACCCCAGGGUGAACCCAGCUGACAGGUAUCAUCUGAUGCCCAUCAUCACGCCAGCCUAUCCACAGCAGAACUCCACAUAUAAUGUGUCUACUUCGACUCGAACAGUGAUGGUAGAAGAAUUCAAAAAAGCUCUUACGGUCACAAAGGAAAUCUUUGAAGGCAAAUCAGACUGGCCAAAGCUACUUGAAGCGCCUAACUUCUUCCAAAAGUACAAGCAUUACAUUGUACUCACUGCCAGUUCCUCCACUGAAAAGCACCAUCUGGAAUGGGUUGGCUUAGUGGAAUCUAAAAUUCGUGUGCUUGUUGGAAACCUGGAGCGGAAUGAAUUUAUUACCUUGGCACAUGUAAAUCCUCAGUCCUUUCCUGGGGCCAGGGGGCAAUACAAAGAGAGCAACUAUGUGUCUAAAUGGUUCCUUGGAAUAAUGUUUAAGAAAGCAGAGAAUGCAGAAAGUGUGAGCAUCGAUCUGACUUAUGAUAUCCAGUCAUUCACAGAUACAGUUUAUAGGCAAGCCAGCAACAUCAACAUGUUGAAAGACGAUAUGAGGAUUGAAGCUACUCAUCUGAAGAAAAAACAACUCCAUUACUACUUGCCCGCAGACUACUUGCAGAAGAGGAAGAAGCAGAGCAUGCCCGACAUUGGUCACCACACUUGCAGACUUGAGUUGAAAAGGACUUCCGUGGAUGAUGGCUGCUUGGACAGUUACAGGAACGCAGAUGUUGGGACCCAGUGCAGAGACAUUCCCUCAUUCAACGACAUCUGCCGUAGUUCUGCUCUGAAAGAAACUAAAAGGAGUGCUAUCCUUCAAAGAGCCAGCAUCUUUGCAAUUAGAGAGAAGCCAUCAAGUAGUAUGCAAUCUUUGGCUGUUAAAGGGUUGUCCAUUCCAGCUGUUGGUUCAGUGUUGGAUUCCACAGUUGCAGUGAAAACGGCUCCUCUACCUCCAAAUGCCUGCAGCAUCCCCGCGGUUGUAGGGCAAAACCUGAUUCUUGCACCUACCCAUUCCCAGCAGCAUCUGGAUGCAAUAGCUUCAAUGAGUGCUAAAAAUGCUUCUGCGCACAAGAGAGGUCACUCUCCUUCCACAGAAGAAUGUUUUAAAAGACUGAGAGAUGCAGGAAAGUGCAGUAGUCUUGGAGACAUCAUGCCUGUUCCAGGUUCUGACACACUGAGAUCACAGCGACUUUCCAGUACGGAAUUGCCAGAUUCAUCCUCUCCGAUUCCAUCAAGUAGUAUUCGUGUUGUUAAAAACUCCAUCAGACUGACCCUUAACCGAUAGCAGUGCUGCUUCAGGUGCUACACUGUCUUAACGGUUUCAAAACUUUCCAAGCUGCUCUCCACGCAAAAUCAUGGCCUUUUGGAUGUGCCUCUAGAUUAGAGGGUUGUUCCUCUGGACUAAGUCUACUUUGUUUUCACUGUGCAGAUGCAUAGCUUUAUUUUAAGUCUUGUGUUCAAAUUGUCUUGAGUGGAAAAAAUUUUGUUAUGAAAAAUACCAAAAAAAAAAAUUUGUCUUGCGGCUAUUUUUCCUGAUGGGGGUGGCACCCAGACUGCUUAGCCCUGACAAACUGAAGACCCACUUAAUGUCCCUCCUAAACAUACCCGGGGUUAGGCAACCUUGGCUCUCCAGCUGUUGUUGAACUACAACUCCCAUCAUCCCCAGACACAAUCUAUGGGAGUUGUAGUUCAACAGCUGGAGAGCCAAAGUGACCUAAUCCUGCUCUUACAGUUGUGGGAAACCCAGAUCUGGUCUUGGUGUAGAAGUCUGGAGGUUGUUCUGUCGAGCUGAUUGUUGUAGACUUGAUUAGAUGGCUCAGCUGGAAUUUAUGCACAAAAGAACCUAUAAAUUGAGUGCUAAUCCCCUUACAGCAGGGGUUCUCAAACAUUGGUCCCCAGAUGUAGUUGAACUAAAAUUCCCAUCAUUGCUUCUUUAGCCAUAAUGGCUGAGAAUGAUGGGAAUUGUAGUUUGACAACAUCUGGGGACUGUGUUUGAGAAUACUAUACCUGCAUUACAGUAACUGGUGUAAAUACUCUUUAAAUGCCCCACAAAGUUCUGCCUCCCAUGAAAAUGACCUAGGAUGCAGCCGAGCCAUAGUUAAGAGCAUACAAUCUCAUUUAUACUAUUGAGUUAAGGCUGUUCUCAGUGGCCUCUUCCUCCAUCGAACAGAAAUCUGUGGGAAUUAAAUGUGCUUAAAUCUAACUGGAUACAUUCUGGAUGUCAAAAAUGAAAACCCAAUCAGAAACCUAAAUCUGCCAUGGUACUGAAAUGCAAAGACUGAUGCUUACAGCAUUGCUUGCAUUUUGGCACUGCAAAGAGUUUGUCAUGGUUUUCAAUUCCGUCUACAUUGUCUUUUUGAAGGAUGUCUGAACAAUUCCCCACGCCUUGUCCAGACUGCACAGAAUCUCCUGUCACACUAGUCCACUUUUUCUGGGACUGUAGCUAAGAAAUGCAGUGCUGGAAACUUUGAGUUUUAUCAAGUCUUGAACAAUCACUAGUCUGAAUAACUUAAAUUUUGAAAGAACACUGCACUUCUCAUGUCAACAAACUGAUAUCUUCAGAAAAUUCUCCCUCCCAAAUCAAUCUCCAGGAACAAAUACAGUUUACAGAUCUUAGAUUAUAUAUUGUCUCAUGUUUUUGUAAAAAAAAAAAAAAAGGAUGUGUAUUGAAAGUAUUUUUGUAUGCAUUGUAAAAUAUAUCUUUUCAAAAAGAAAUUUA